AUGGUAGCUGUAAACACCACGGAUGGAUUCACAGUCCCUAGCCCGAGGAGGUCGGCACGUUUGGCCACCGUGGAGCCUCUGAGCCCACAAAAGAAGAAACCAAUGAGUCCUACGGAGAAGAGGGCCCACGACUUAAGAAACACCCCUCGAGAUGACAUGGACUUGGACGUGGAUGUUGCGGACAAGGAGAACACGGCUACGGCGGGGACUAACGGUAGUGAAACUCGUGUGACGGCUAGUGAUCAGAUGGAUGUGGAUCUGUCUGGGCACAUUGGCCUCACCAACUUCCUGGGUAUAGGCACCCAGGAGGCCUGCGAAUUUGAGUUUGGGAAUAUCUCCCCCUCAGACUUGAAUGCAGAGCAUCUGGAGGUCCUGGCUCAGAUGUCAUCCACCCCACACCCAACUGGGUCUCCUCCCAAGACUCCACCCUCACAAAAAAAGUCUAGUCCCAAGAAAAACAAAGGGAAGAAGAAAGCAGCUUCGCCGGUCCCAAGCAACGACAAUAGCAUUGGCUUCAGUCCCUUGUCUGAGUCUCACACUGGAGAGCAGCCGAUGACGUCAACCCCGGCCGCGCAGACUGGGGAGUUGCUGGAAUUUGACUUCAACACCCUUGGCCAGUCAAAGAAGGCUCUGCCUAGCGACUUGGAUGCUCUUGUGAAUGAAUUGGUCCCAAUGCAAACGGCGGCAAACGACACUCGUCCCAUCGACAAGGAGCCUGCUCCAGUUGAGUCAAACUCUGCCCCUCAUCUGCCGAAACCCAUACCUCGAAAGAAACAGGUCAGUCUGUUCAUGCCGCGCUCCCUCUCGAAUCAGGUCCGCCACAAUCUGCCGGGGGAAACUCAGACAUUGGCUCAAUUGGACCGUGAAAUGCAAACGAUUCAGCUCCCGGACGCAGCAGCAUUGGCUUUGAUGAGUGUGAAGGAACUGCAAAAGAUGAAGGAAUCUUGUGAGUGUCUAUUCAUCAGCUACAAUCUGCUAGAAGAAUACAAAUCUGACUUGUUCCUGGAAUUGGUCUGUAAACAGUGA
Molecule: messenger RNA, 1026 nt
Organism: Puccinia graminis f. sp. tritici CRL 75-36-700-3
Lineage: Eukaryota; Fungi; Basidiomycota; Pucciniomycetes; Pucciniales; Pucciniaceae
Exons: 3
Coding region: 1-1026 (341 amino acids)
Source: RefSeq, a predicted model, not a curated record